Seminavis robusta is the source of this 1496-nucleotide messenger RNA. NCBI's taxonomy places the organism in Eukaryota, Bacillariophyta, Bacillariophyceae, Naviculales, Naviculaceae. The record is from the annotation of a GenBank genome assembly.
ACACUUGCUCGAUAAAUAAGCUGCCGUUGGUCUUCUUCAAAGAUCUUUCCUCUUUCCUUCCUUCCGCUACAGUAUUUUCUUUGUGGACCCACAUCCAUCCAAACAAGCAAGAUGACCGACUUUGAUCGCAGCAUGGCCCUUGAUCUGACCGCCACUGGCGACUUGGAUAAUGGCGACCAUGAUUCCUUUACGACGAUUGACGAGUACGAAGUGGAGCAUCCUGAACAAGUCAAGGCAGCCUUUGCGGCAAUUGGCGACCCAUCCCAUUUGUUGGAUGCUCCAUUGGAAACGAGCAACAGCACCGUCUCGGACAGUAGCAAAUCCAACGCGAGUGUCUACGAAAAAGUCAAGUAUCACGACGAAAUUGGAAAGAUCGUCCUGACAGAUGCCAAGAUCACUUUUCAUCCGUACGAUGGUGGCGCUCCCACGCGUGGAUCGUUCAUCGUCCGCAAUCAUGCCGAGUUUACGGGAAGUCAUUCCUGGCGAUGGAAGAUGAUCAAAAAACACAAAAUCAGCCCUACCACAUCGUCCAAGACUAUGCUCAAGUUGAUCAGUGCCGAAAGUGACAAGAAGGCUGUGGUUUUUACCUUUUACAACCGUGAGCAGUUGGAAUUAAUUCGCAAAGAUGUGACCAAGCAUCUACGACAGGCUCAUCAUCGCACACCCAAAACGGAAGGCAAAGAGGAAGAAAUUGCAGCUACAUCCAACAAAAAAGCAACAAAUGGCACUGUCGAGUCCAACGCAAGAGAACAACCAGCUGUUGUGCAAGAAGCUGCAGCCACCGAGGCGACGGCCCUUUUGGGUACAAAAUCAGCUGCCACAACAGAACAAGCUACGUCGACCGAGAGUGCUUCUCCCGAAUUGGACAAAUCCAAAUUAGUCAUUGGGGCAGUGGUGGCUGUGAUUGUCAUUAUUGUGCUCGGAAGCGGGUUGAGGCCCUCUUCCGCAUCCAUUUUGCCCGACCCCAUCUUCCAUCGAGCCCUUGUGGAUCAGCAAUCAUCAGGAUCCGAUGGAAAUCUAGUUCCUGCUGCAGAUGCGUUGCAGUAUCUGAGGGGCAAUCUUCACUAGUAGAAAAAGAAACUACUAGAGUAUGGCACGGUACCUGAUGGUAUUGGUACGGUGCCAUGACUGAGGGAACCUACCGAUACUGAUCCACAAACGACUAACAUAGAGCAAAUGUGAAGGAUGACAGCUUCGAAGCGUUAAACAUUAAAAGAUAAAGUACAAGAUUGCAUGCUUCUGCUCUUGUUCCCAGCUGGCCAGCUCUGGAGCAGCUUCAGAUGUGGCCACCGAAAGACUGGGAUGUGUCAUGUUUCAGUUGUGUUUGGAACGAGAGAAUUCGAGAUUUCUCUUGUAUGGUACAGGUACAGAUUGCAAAUAGCCAAGGAUUCGCCCCGCACAGCAUGUAUAUGUAAUAAGGAUUCGAUUACCUCAGAGCCCACGACAUCCGUACCUCAGAAACAUACUGCAUCAAUCGUACCAGUCUUACUUUAUUU